CACCGGCGUUCGUUUUGGCAGCUGCCUUCAGACUAGAAUGGCGACAGCUCUGUGCGGUUUGCAGUCUAGUGACAGCAAACCAACGAGAACUGCUCGAGAGCCGCGGAGGAAAGUAAAAGAUUCCCGAAGGAGACAGGCCGCUCUGCUGUUUCUCAAUAAUAUCUCUCUCGACGGACGACCCCUUUGUCAGCUUAACGUAAAUGACGACCAAAAUGCUGCGGAGGAACCACGGCUCGGGGACAGAGACGGCGCUGCGGCGGAGCAGCAGCCUAAUGAAGGACCUGGGACCCAGCAGGUGACCGAAACCUUCGCGGCYGGUAACGGCUCAUCCUCCAGUUUACCAGGGGUGUUCAAUCCUGUCCGGCCCUCCGUGGUAACGUCUCCGGCUCCGGGACCGACCGCUACGGGUUCCAUUGGACCCAACGAGGUGUUUUUAGAGAGCGGCGGUGCGGUGGAGACGCUCACCCCGGACACCCCUCUGUCUCCGGUCCCAGCCGGACACCAGCCGUGCUCACGAGCCAAGUCAACACCCGCCGCACUCAGCCCGGUCCCGGCCGGAACCCCCGUGGAUUCACGUCCGAGGCUGAGGAACACCUCUGGUUCUCCAGGACCCAAAGUGCCAAAGAAAGUCCACUUCAUUAAGAGUAUGAGGCAGUAUGAUACCAGGGGAUGCAGGAUCAUGCUGAUCUGUGCCAAGCGGUCACUAUAUGCUGCUUUCUCAGUGCUGCCCUAUGGAGAGAGUGCUCACCUCAGUGACCCGAAGCUGGACACUCAGAGACAAAGGCUGUCCUCUGUGGUGGCUCCUGAUCUGCUUCCUGCACUGGAAGGUGUGGAGCUGGGUGCCUUUGGGAAGACGGUGUCCUACGCUCAGUUCCUCUACCCGACCAAUGCGUURGUGAGACAGAAGAACAGCAGCGUGCCAGAGAGCUGCCCAGCUCAGACCCCUCAGUCCCGAUUCCGUGGCACCGGGCCGAGAAGCUCCGCCWCAGCUCGUCUGAACAACAGUGUCGCACAAGACCCACAUGCAGACGAGGCAGCAGAUUAUGACCCGAACCUGCUCAGCGACCCUCAGUGGCCCUGUGGGAGACACAAGAGGGUCCUGAUAUUUGCAUCAUAUGUGACGACUGUCAUUGAGUACGUGAAGCCAUCUGACCUGAAGAAGGACAUGAACGAGACCUUCAGGGAGAAGUUUCCUCACAUCAAGCUGACACUGAGCAAGAUAAGAAGCCUGAAGCGGGAGAUGAGGGCCGUGAGCGAGGAGUGCAGUCUGCAGCCUGUCACCAUAGCGAUAGCAUUUGUUUACUUUGAGAAGCUGGUGCUGCAGGGUCGUCUCAACAAGCACAACAGGAAACUUGUGGCGGCUGCAUGUGUGCUGCUAGCAGCAAAGAUCAGCAGCGAUCUGCGGAAGCCAGAAGUUAAACAGCUCAUCGAC
Molecule: messenger RNA, 1432 nt
Organism: Austrofundulus limnaeus
Lineage: Eukaryota; Metazoa; Chordata; Actinopteri; Cyprinodontiformes; Rivulidae
Gene: cables2a
Product: Cdk5 and Abl enzyme substrate 2a
Biological process (GO): regulation of cell cycle
Source: RefSeq, a predicted model, not a curated record